Molecule: messenger RNA, 288 nt
Organism: Cladophialophora yegresii CBS 114405
Lineage: Eukaryota; Fungi; Ascomycota; Eurotiomycetes; Chaetothyriales; Herpotrichiellaceae
Exons: 2
Coding region: 1-288 (95 amino acids)
Cellular component (GO): mitochondrial large ribosomal subunit
Molecular function (GO): structural constituent of ribosome
Source: RefSeq, a predicted model, not a curated record
AUGAUUACAACCUACCUGACCACCCUAAGAGCGACCUUUAACCCCUUCUCGCCCUCGUCGAAGAUCCCGCGCCUCUUUUUGACCCUUCUCCCAGCCAACGCACACAAGACCUUACAGAUAAAGUCCCAAGCGCUACCGCGCUACUCCCACGAACCAUCGACGUUAGAGCUAGGUUUCAAAGAUGGAAAGGUUCAAGGACCCGGCGAGAAGGUUACGCUGCAGGAUAUCGUCGAAGAGGUGAAUAGGCAUGCUAGGGGAUUGGCACGGAAAGAGGAGCUGAGUGGGUAA